AUGCACAAGGCGAUGGGUAAAUGUGUGCCGGGGUUGGGAAGCCCGAGUUCCGGCCUUCCGAUCGACAUCCGGUACGAGGUGCGUUUCCAUUCGGUGAGCGGUCUGCUGGAGCUCGAGCCGGGCAAGACCGUCCUCAUCGUUUGGAAGCAAGCCUGGGGAGCGACCAGCAAGCAGAAGGGACAGACCACGCCCAAGCUCGUUGAGCGCCACAGCAAGAAGUCCCUCAAGCUCUAUGUCGUUGAGCCCCACGGGACGGGCUACAGGAAGCUGUACAAGGGCCGGCUGGCCCUGGCCGAGUACACCGAAGAGGUGGUGUGCGCUCAGGUGGGACUCGUGCUACACCCCUGCCGCAAGGAUCACUGGAACAGCAACCCGAUUCUUCAGAUGUACAUAUCGUCCAAGUGGGUGGGCGAAGAGGCCAAACAGUUUCGCUCGGUGUCGCGCAAGGCGUCGGCAUUCCUCGAGUUCGACUUCAUCAGCGAUCACAUUGACCAGUGCCUUAAGGAGUCGCUGAAGGGCACCCAAAGCGAGAUCGUCACCCUCUCCAACGACUGCAAGACGCUCAAGAAGAAGUACCGCAAGCAGCAGGCCGUCAUCGAUCGCGCGCUGGAGAAAUUGCACAAGGAAAAGGAAGUGGAGGCGAUCCAGCGGCACGAUGAUGCCACAUCGACGCAAGGGGUGCUGAGCUGGGAGUGGGACCUCUCUGCGACUACCGAUGGGUCGAUGCGCCACACUCCCCGAGUGGACGAAAGAGAACUCGAAAACGAAGACGACGAAGAAGAGGGCAAUGAGGAAACACAGAGGGCCGAGGUCUCGAGCUCAUCGGCUGUCGUCGUACAGACUGCCAAGGUAGAGGAGUGCGCACCGAUGGGCACCGUGGCGGGAGAGUACCCCCAGGUUAGCGCGGCCACGUUCCUCACCUUCCUCGCCAUCACGUGGGCCUAUCGCGAACUUCACAAGCGCGUGAUGGAGUUCAUGUUGUGCUAUUUCCUGGGAGCCAUGCAGCUGGGGCAACGAACGGGAAGAUGA
Acanthamoeba castellanii str. Neff is the source of this 1029-nucleotide messenger RNA. RefSeq lists its product as uncharacterized. The record is from RefSeq and is a predicted model, not a curated record. Bases 1 to 1029 code for a protein of 342 amino acids. The transcript is spliced from 9 exons. Lineage: Eukaryota; Discosea; Longamoebia; Acanthamoebidae.